UAAAGCCCCGUCAAACUUGCCAUCUUUCCACGAUUUAGAAACAUUACAAGAUAUGAAGUACGGAAAAUUUUAGAUAAAAAUGGUCGGUAUGGCGAAUAUGGACGAGCAUGAGAGAAAAAUUGUGAUGGAAUUUGUACAUUUACUAGAAAAAUCUAAACAACUGUUCAAUGGUUUAAGGGAUUUGCCUCAAUAUGGCCAUAAACAGUGGCAAGCAUACUUUGGCAGAACUUUUGAUAUUUACACAAAAUUAUGGAAAUUUCAACAGCAGCAUCGUCAAAUUCUAGAUACAAAAUACGGGUUAAAACGGUGGCAGAUAGGGGAAAUAGCGUCCAAAAUUGGUCAACUGUAUUAUCAUUAUUACUUGAGAACUAGUGAAACUAAUUAUCUAAAUGAAGCAUACUCAUUUUAUGCUGCCAUACGCGGUCGUGCAUAUUAUUCAAGAGCAGCAAAAGAAGAUAGGUCUGAAUUAAUGGUUAAGAAGUUAAGAUACUAUGCUCGAUUCAUAGUCGUUUGCCUUUUAUUAAGACGAAUGAAGUUAGUUAGAGAAUUAAUAGUAGAAUUAGACAGACAUAUCGCCGAUUACACGAGUACGUACGAGCCUGACGAUCAGAUCGAAUGGAGUUUAGUCCUAGAUGAAAUCAAGGGAUUUAUUCAAUCUGACUCUCUAGUACAAGUUCUACACGCCGAUACUAAUCCGAUUGUUCUUUCACAUAGAUUGAGCCCUUUAACAACACCGCCUGUAGAAAAAUCACAAUACAUGAAUUUAACUCUACAAGAGAUUUUGAUAAUAGGGAGUGCAUCGGAACAGGUUAAAUUCUCAGAACUGACAAUGGAUAUGUUCCGAAUGAUUCAAACGCUAGAGAGGGAGCCUCAAGAAGAUUUCAAUCAUAUUUAUGAUGCUUCUCCAGCUCCAGGAAGAGUGCCCUAUGGGAUAAAUCCGCCAAAAGGGUAUAUCGAAAAUGGAGAUAGGCCAUCAAGAAGGGAAAAUCCUCACAAAUAUCUAUUGUACAAACCCACGUUAAGUCACGUCUUAGUAUUUUUAGCUAGUGGUUUUAAAGAACUACCUACCAAUGGUGCUCUAUUAUUGUAUUUAUCCGCCGAUGGAUGUUUUUCGACUACAAAACAUCCAGAAGAUAUGGGAUACGAUCUUGGUGGCGUUCUAACUAGUAGCCGAAGAGACGGAGACCACAAAAAACAAAAAGAAGCUCACUGCCUUUACCCUGGUGAUUUAUAUCCAUUCACAAGAAGACCGCUAUUUGUCAUCGUAGAUUCAGACAAUAGUUUCGUAUUCCAACACAUUCCUAGAUAUUUUGGACAACCGUUAGUUACUUUAAUGUCACCUCAAGAUACACCACCAGCUUUUCAAGAUCAACAACACAAUGGUUCUUUAUUUACGUUAUUUUUACAUUCUCCACUAACAGCAUUCUGUUACUGUUGCAAUUUAACUACUAUUCCAAUACAUCAUUGGGAGAGAUGUCAAAGUUUUGUUGAUCGUUUCGUUACAGAAGCAUCUCGCCUUUUCACCAGAUCACGUGUUGAAUCUUCAUAUCUGCAAUUCUUCGGUGAUGAUUUCCUGCGCCUGUUGCUACUUCGGUACGUGUUCUGUGAUGUGGUACUGCACUUGCACAGAGCAUUCAAAGGUCGCCAAUACCGUCCCAGAUGUCAGCCUCCUUUACCCGAAGCCGAGUUACUGGAGCAUCCUUCGCUGCAACACCUGGUGUUAGAUCUUGCAGCCCACCUUGAAGUGCGAACUCACUUCAUGGACGGGCACGAGGUCGAAUGAUCCAGGGCGUCGUCCUCAUGGCCAUGUGUGGGGUUUAGUAAAAACUGGACAUCAUCUUCACGGCAUAUCCAUGAGGAUGGAUGCGAAGCAAAAAAUAGGUCUUUGAUUCGUAUAAUAAUGUUGAUUGCCUUCGCCGUAGUGGUUUUGCUUACAAACACGCGUUUUUUGUGGAUGAUUGUAAGAGCUUUGAAUUUUUUUUGGACUCUUUACACAGUUUAUGGCAGAUUAGUUUGCAAGUACCUGCCUGUUUUGGAGUUAGUCUGUCUGAUACUUAUCGAUAAAAAGCGCAAAUUAGAAUAUGAAGGGUCCUUUGGGACAUAUCUUAAUUCGAAACAUUCAAUUUCGGUGAUAUUGUUCACAUAGCUCAAAAAUUGAGCACGUUGUCUUUCAAAAAUUCCGUUCAUAUAUCGAAUUAAAGUAAUGAAUAUACACCUUUUGGACAUUACUACAAAGUAAGUACAUACUUUUUUAACAUUACCAUUAUGUGGCCAGUCUUUAUACUUACGUAAAUUGCUAAAUGUUAUACUUAAAUUAUUUCAAUCAACUCACUUUCGAAGCAAAUAUUUUUGUAUACAGGGUGAUUGAUUAGUGGGGUAA
Messenger RNA from Diabrotica virgifera virgifera (western corn rootworm), 2380 nucleotides. RefSeq names its product protein SCAI. The transcript is spliced from 9 exons. The record is from RefSeq and is a predicted model, not a curated record. Gene Ontology annotation, cellular component: nucleus. Lineage: Eukaryota; Metazoa; Arthropoda; Insecta; Coleoptera; Chrysomelidae. Gene Ontology annotation, molecular function: transcription corepressor activity. The coding region runs from base 80 to 1783 and encodes 567 amino acids. Gene Ontology annotation, biological process: DNA-templated transcription.